Sorghum bicolor (sorghum) is the source of this 1061-nucleotide messenger RNA. RefSeq lists its product as uncharacterized. Lineage: Eukaryota; Viridiplantae; Streptophyta; Magnoliopsida; Poales; Poaceae. The transcript is spliced from 2 exons. Bases 110 to 835 code for a protein of 241 amino acids. The record is from RefSeq and is a predicted model, not a curated record.
ACCGGUGGGACCCAUUUUGCAGACCCUCUUCUUCUUCUGCUGGUAGUGGCAGUUAGGCACACGCGAAGAGAUAAGCCCGGGUAAAGCCGGUGAGCCGCAACAGUCGCCGAUGUCGCCGCCGCCGUCGCCUCUCGUGGUGCUCCCCAUCCUCCUCCUCCUCCUCCUCCUCCUCGCCGCUGCAUCCCCCUCCCUCGCUGCGGCCAAUGCGGCAGGCGCCGUUGCCCCUGCUCCGGUGCCGACGCCGUGGCCGGAGCAGUUCCACGCGGUGGUGUUCACCAACCUCACCGAGAGCGGCGGCCGGCUGCAGCUGAUCGACCUCUACUACGACUGGCCCAGGGGCCGCAACCUCAACCUCAUCCGGGACCAGCUCUCCGGCGACCCGCUCUACGACGUCGAGUGGACCAACGGCACCUCCUACUACUUCGACUCCGGGUCCUGCCGCACCAUCCGUUUCCCCGUGGGCCUCCUGCCGCCCGACUGGCUCGCCGCCGGCGCCGUCUACCUCGGCCGCGAGCACGUCGACGGCUUCGACUGCCACCUCUGGACCAAGGUCGACUUCGUCUGGUACUACGAGGAAGUCGCCACCGGCCGCCCCGUCCGCUGGAAUUUCUUCAAUGGGAUGCAGCAGCAUGUGAUGAGCUUUGAGGUCGGAGGAGUGCUGGAAGACUCCAAGUGGCAGGCGCCUGCUUACUGCUUCAAUGGCGGCAAUGCCGACACCACCAAUGUGGCUGCAGGUGGAGUUGAUAGCGAAGCCGGUAGGGUUGAUGUGAUGAACAGCAUGAUCAGGUUCGCCGGGGCUCCAGCUGCAGCUGUAGCUGCAUCAUUUGACCAAUGAGAAUUUUCUUUUUUUUGAUGAAUUGGCUGAUGAGAGGCUUUGCCAACGGUGAUCCACGUCCUGUUGAUUCUGUUAUGCUCUGUUAAUCGCAUUGUGCUUUGUAUAACCCUGAUUGAUUUGGGGUAACAGUCACUCUACAUUUCCUGGAACUGGAAAUUUGAUGAGUCGUAGCUGCUACUAUUUUCUUGGAGAAUGCAAGGUUCAUGAUCGUUGCUGUUCCUCUGAA